This is a messenger RNA of Paramecium octaurelia, 457 nucleotides long. NCBI's taxonomy places the organism in Eukaryota, Ciliophora, Oligohymenophorea, Peniculida, Parameciidae. The record is from the annotation of a GenBank genome assembly.
AUGGAUGAGGGGAUCUAUAUUAAAUAAGUGAUUGUAAACGAUUUGUUUGAAUUUUCUGAUUAGUAAUGGAAUAACUAUGGUAAUUAGGAUAUUAUCAUCGAAUGUAAAAGAUGAGUCCAUAGAGCACUUGUAUAAUUCCAUUAUCCAGCAUUAAUCGAAAGAUGGAUAGGGGGAAUAUGAAGAAAAGGAGGCUUCAAAGAGGAAAUUCAACGAUCCCAAGUAGUAUUAUUGAUGUUUUGAGGAUGUUAUUAGAUUUUCCUACUCUGAGGACAAACGGAUCUUAGAAUUGGUUCAAUAAAUGGGUCCAAAUUUUAAUAGCAUUGUAAAAUAUUUUCCAGGGAAGACGAUGAAUAUGAUAAAGAAUAGAUACUACAAAAAGUUAAGGUACAUAAAGGAGGACUAUUUGAAUGAGAAGGAGAAGGUGAGAGGGGUUCGCAAAUAGAGAAAGGCAAACUGA